Molecule: messenger RNA, 999 nt
Organism: Exophiala bonariae
Lineage: Eukaryota; Fungi; Ascomycota; Eurotiomycetes; Chaetothyriales; Herpotrichiellaceae
Exons: 1
Coding region: 1-999 (332 amino acids)
Source: RefSeq, a predicted model, not a curated record
AUGCUGGACAACAGGCUAGCAAUUGCCAGUGUCUCUCUUGGUGAACAUGACUCUCACACCCUACCAAACAAGAUUACAGCAGCGGCCCAGAAUGGGUUUGCUGGCAUAGAGAUCACGUAUCCCGAUCUCCAAGCCCACGCAGCGAAGACAUCUACUCCGAUACUGGACGCUGCACGACAAAUCAAAGUUCUUUGCCAGGAGAAUGGAAUCCACGUCCUGGCCCUCGCAUCUUUUCAGAACUACGAAGGUAGUUUGCACCCCCUGAUAGACCGACUCAAGAAAGCAGAGAAAUGGCUUGAGAUUGCUCGAACGCUUGGAGCUGAGCAUCUCCAGAUCCCGUCGAAUUAUGAACGUGUCAUCAACAACGAUCACCGACUAAUGGUUUCUGAGCUUCGCCAGCUCGCUGACCUAGCGAGUGCCAAGCACCCUGUUAUCAGAGUCGCCUAUGAGAACCUGGCAUGGUCAUCUCAUUGCACAACAUGGCAAGAAGCGCUCAUGAUAGUUCAGGAGGUGAAUCGCGAUAACUUCGGGCUUUGUUUGGACAGCUUUCACCUGAGCACAUUCCUGUGGGCAGAUCCAUACAGCCCGUCGAGCCGACAAGCAGAUGGAGAUGAAAGGCUCAGAGAGUCACUGCAAAAACUUGUUAAAAACUGUCCCUUAGACAAACUGUUCUACAUUCAGCUGUCAGACGGGGAGCCGAUGGACCCACCGUAUUCGGAAAGCCACCCAUGGUUUGAUCCUUCGCUUGAACCUGGUCACGUAUGGUCCAACGAGGCAAGACCGUUCCCUCUUGAAACGGAAUAUGGGGCGUUUAUGCCUGUGCAGGAAAUUUCCCAGGCAUUUCUAGUAGACCUAAGUUUCAAAGGGUGGGUAUCACUAGAGACAUUCGAUAGACGGAUGAGGAAGCCAGAGAAUGGACCCAGUGAAAAUGCAAAGCGAGGUGUAGCAGCAUGGCAGAAUCUGCAUAAGCGACUGUCGCAAAGACAGCGUUUCGACUAG